AUGGUAUCUGUCGUAAGAGUAGUUGAGUAUACAAACAUCCCACAAGAAGAUCUUGAAUCUUCCCCGGGAAUUGUAGGUCGAACUGGUGCAGGAAAAUCGUCGUUGAUAGGAGCGUUAUUUAGAUUAGUACUCAAUGAAGACAAUAUCACUAUCGAUGGUAUAGAAAUACACGAAAUAGGAUUACACGAUUUACGUUCCAAAAUUUCAAUAAUUCCUCAAAAACCAAUUUUGCUUCCGGGAUUAAUGCAAAAAAACUUAGAUCCCUUAAACGAAUACCCUCGGAACGCUUUAGAAGAAGCAGAACUCAAAACCAAUGUAGAAGAUUUACCCGACGAUCUGAACUUAAAAAUGUCGGAGAGCGAAUCUAAUUUCAGUAUUGGUCAAAGUCAAUUAGUGUGUUUAGACAGAGCUAUAGUGCGUAGUAACAAAAUCCUUUUGCUGGAAGAAGCUACUGCCAAUGUCGAUUCACAGACCGAUGCUUUGAUUCAAAAUACGAUAAGAAAUUAGUUCAGGUCAUGUACAGUAUUAACGAUCGCUCAUCGUCUGAACACAAUUAUGGAUUCUGACAGAGUGCUUGUUAUGGAUGCUGGAACAAUGGUCGAAUUCGACCACCCGUAAAACUUGUUGAAAAAUAAAGAUGGAUUUUUUUACAAAAUGGUAGAACAAACGGGAUCAGAAAUGUUUGAUUAUUUAUAUAAAAUUGCAAGUGAGAGUUUUAUGAACAUUGCUCAAGAAAACAACAAAGUUAUAACGUAAUUGCUAAGGUAUAGCAGAUCUUAAAUGUACACGAAUAAUUGUCAGAUAUAAUUUAUUAUUGUUUCUUAUUUACUCAGUAAAUUUUCAGCACCACUGACUGUAUAUUAUUAAUAUUUUAUA
Molecule: messenger RNA, 876 nt
Organism: Rhopalosiphum padi (bird cherry-oat aphid)
Lineage: Eukaryota; Metazoa; Arthropoda; Insecta; Hemiptera; Aphididae
Product: ATP-binding cassette sub-family C member 4-like
Exons: 5
Coding region: 1-507 (168 amino acids)
Biological process (GO): transmembrane transport
Cellular component (GO): membrane
Molecular function (GO): ATP hydrolysis activity; ATP binding; ATPase-coupled transmembrane transporter activity
Source: RefSeq, a predicted model, not a curated record